UUAGUAAUAUCUUCGUCGAUCAAGAAUUCGAAGAAACACCAAAAAGAUUCGAAAGUUGCUUUCGACUUAUGCUUUUCGCAAGUAUUACAUAAUACAUAUGGAAGGAAUACUUAUUUAUUCAGAACACACGUUUGAGUAAUGGGUUUUCCAGUGUCUCAUCGAAUCGUAAAAAGAAAGAUAACACGUGGUUACCAUAGAAGAAUUCUUGACAAAUUUAUAGACUGUUACACAACGUGAGAUUAUGUGACGACAGAAAAAAAUUUCAUCCUUUUCUUUUUCCUAUUUAUUUUCAAUUUUAAGAUCAGUUAUUAUAAACGUGGAUUUUUUACAAAUCAUUUUCUAAUUACAGAAUUUUUUGUAAUAUGGAAUAUAUUUGGUGGAGCUCUUUCGUAUACCGAAGAAAUAAUACGAUAUCAUGGUCAACGUAAGUAAAGAGAUAAUCUAUUCAAAUUUAUGUAUUAUGAUUGUAAUUAAUGUAAUAUUUAGCGUUAGGAUAUAGAAUACCAACGUCUUAUGGGCCACCGACGCGUGGAUGGUCAUCGGAGAUAUGGAAUUCUGGAGUACGAAGAACGGGAAGUCAAUUGUACAGAAGGGAUGUUCAAAUUCGACCGCCCCAUGUACACCUCGUUAAAAUCGAAGAAGAACAGACUGAUCCUUUGGCGACUUUAAGCGAAACAUUAGGUGCAUUGAACACCGUGGGCAGUUAUAUCGUUAAUAUGACGAGAGGUAUGGAGAAUUCGAAUAGCCCACCAAAAGAACUUCCAUCUGCGUUGUACACUAUUUCGAAAAAUAUUUUAGGACUCAAUGUAACAGACAGUAUAGCACCAUUGGUAAGAAGAGGUGUUGGUUUAACAUCCAAACCAUCAAUCAAAGUACAAACAACAGCAACAGAAGCAACGACAACGACGACAACGACAACAAUGACAACAUUAGAACCUACAGCCAUAGCGAUAACACCAGUUAAUUUAUCAAAACCAAUUUCUCAAACACUUCCUCAACAAUCGGUGGAGUUAGUUAAUAGAGACAGAGAAUCUUUAUUACCCACGUGCAUUACGGCAGAGGGUUCAUCAGGGAAGUGUCAAGAUCUCAGCAAUUGUCCACAAUUAUUGUUGGAUUUAAAAAAAUUAAGGCAAUCUCUAUGCUUUAAAAGUAUAUUCGUACCUGGUGUUUGUUGUCCAACAAAAAAAUCAGACGAUUUAUUGGACGAUGGAAUAAUUACUGGUACCGUUUCUCCGCCAUUAAUCCAGACCACUGUUCGACCUACUCGACCACCAUAUCGUCCUAUAAAACCACCUACACCACGACCUAUACCAUUGUAUCCAGUUGAUUCAUCUACUUUAGAACCAUCGACCGGAACGAUCCUAAUUCCAGACUUGUCAGUUAACAAUUCGAACAAUGUCGAGACACUAGGCACUGUCGACAAUAAUUACAUACAAGACGACGAAGAAUGUGGAGUGAGAAAUUCUGGAAAAUAUAGGGUCGUUGGAGGUGAAGAAGCAUUGCCAGGACGUUGGCCUUGGAUGGCAGCUAUUUUUCUUCAUGGUUCUAAGCGUACAGAAUUUUGGUGUGGAGGCUCCUUAAUUGGAUCACGACAUAUCCUAACUGCUGCGCAUUGUACAAGAGAUCAACGACAACGACCAUUCGCUACAAGACAAUUCACAGUACGUCUUGGUGACAUAGACUUAGAAAGAGACGACGAACCAUCCUCACCAGAAACCUAUGCUGUUAGAGCGAUUUACGCUCAUCCAAAAUUUUCUCGUGUUGGUUUUUACAACGAUAUCGCUGUGCUUGAGUUAAACAGACCCGUGAAGAAGUCACCUUAUGUGAUACCAAUAUGUCUACCACAGGGACGCUUUCGUAGCGAAGCGUUUGCUGGUGCUAGACCAACUGUGGUUGGAUGGGGAACAACUUAUUAUGGUGGAAAAGAAAGUACAGUUCAACGACAAGCAGUAUUGCCUGUAUGGAGAAACGAGGACUGUAAUGCGGCUUACUUUCAACCAAUUACGAGUAAUUUCUUAUGCGCUGGUUACAGUCAAGGUGGCAAGGACGCUUGUCAAGGUGAUUCAGGUGGCCCAUUAAUGUUAAGAGCCGAAGGUCGAUGGAUGCAGAUAGGCAUCGUAUCUUUUGGUAACAAAUGUGGUGAACCUGGUUAUCCUGGUGUUUAUACACGUGUCACGCAAUAUCUCGAUUGGAUAAAAGGCAAUUUAAAAUGAAUUUAUUAUAUAUUAUAUCAACGUUUGACAAAUGCCAAGGAAUGAUAAAUGGCAAUUUGUUUUUUUUUGUACAGUUUCUAACAUGUACAGUAUACUGUCAAUUUGAUUUAUUAUUCAUAUUAUUGUGAAUACACAGUAAUGUGACCAAGUGUAUAUUCAUUGAAUAUAUUGUAAUUUAUUGUUAUUAUUAUAUAUAUAUAUAUCGUGUUGCCAUUGUGUGUUUCUUUUUUUCUUUUUUUGAAUGAAACCCAUGUCUUCUUUUUAGCAAUACUUUUAAAUCACAAUGUAUAUGCAUUACUAUCGCCAUCUUUACAUCUAAACCAUUUUGU
Molecule: messenger RNA, 2542 nt
Organism: Vespula pensylvanica (western yellowjacket)
Lineage: Eukaryota; Metazoa; Arthropoda; Insecta; Hymenoptera; Vespidae
Product: proclotting enzyme-like
Exons: 6
Coding region: 717-2213 (498 amino acids)
Biological process (GO): proteolysis
Molecular function (GO): serine-type endopeptidase activity
Source: RefSeq, a predicted model, not a curated record